This is a messenger RNA of Clarias gariepinus (North African catfish), 1916 nucleotides long. RefSeq names its product finTRIM family, member 67 (gene ftr67). The record is from RefSeq and is a predicted model, not a curated record. Lineage: Eukaryota; Metazoa; Chordata; Actinopteri; Siluriformes; Clariidae. Bases 85 to 1404 code for a protein of 439 amino acids. Gene Ontology annotation, molecular function: zinc ion binding. The transcript has 7 exons.
CAUGACUCACUUCGUACAAAAACAAAGCCGUCAGCUUGUCACCUCGGCGCAGAGAGACUUUGCGGCGUGUUUAUAUAUUUGGACAUGGCGCAGGCGGGUGUGUUUCUGGAACAUGACCAGUUUAACUGCUCGAUCUGUCUGGAUGUGCUGAAGGACCCUGUCACGGUCCCGUGCGGCCACAGCUACUGUAAAGCCUGCAUUAAAGGCUACUGGGACCAGGAUGACUACCUGGGGGUUUAUGGCUGCCCCCAGUGCAGGCAGAGCUUCACUCCCAGGCCUGUGCUCGGUAGGAACACGAUGCUGGCAGACGUGGUGGAUAAACUGAAGAGAACGUCGUUCCUCCAGCCUGCUUCUUCUUCUUCUUCUCCUCCUUCUUCUCCGGUUAAAACCGAGCCGAGUCAGGCCGAGCCGGGGGACGUGCCGUGUGACGUGUGCACCGGAAACAGAAACCGAGCCGUCAGGUCGUGUCUGGUCUGCUUGGCGUCUUACUGCGUGGAUCACCUGAAGCCGCACUACGAAUCCGCUGCGUUCCAGAAGCACAGCCUCACAGCGCCGAGCUCCAGCCUGCAGGACCGCCUGUGUCCCCGCCAUGACCGGCUGCUCGAGGUCUUCUGUCGGACAGAGCAGCGGUGCAUCUGCUAUCUGUGUUUAACCGACGAGCACAAGGGCCAUGACACAGUCCUGGUCUCCAUAGAGAUGGCCGAGAAAAAGGACGCUCUGGCAGAAACACAAAGGAAAUCCCAGCAGAGAAUUGAGGAGCGAGAGAGGGAGUUGCAGGAGCUGAGGCGAGCCAUGCAGUCUCUCACUCUCUCGGCGCAGGCGGCUCUGGAGGAGAGCGAGCGGAUCUUCACGGAGCUGGUUUGCUCAAUAGAGCGGCGACGGACGGAAGUGAAGGAGCUGAUCUGCACGCAGGAGAGGAUGGCCACGAGUCAAGCCGAGGAGCUUCUCCGGCAGCUGGAGCAGGAGAUCACUGAGCUAAAGAAACGAGAUGAGGAGUUAAGCCAGCUUGCCCAAACUGACAACCAGAUCUCCUUCCUGCAGAGCUACGGGUCAGUGUGUAUCCAGCCUGUGUGUAUGGACGUCCCCAGCAUCACAGCGGACCCUGGUUUUGAAUGUAUGAUGAGCGCAGUGUCUGAGUUCCAAGCCCUGCUCGAUGACGUGUGCCAAGGUGGAUUUGUCAAUAUUUCAGAAAAAGCCAGUGAAGUUAGAAUUAUUCAGAAUACCAAGUCAAAGCCUGAUGCGGAGUCGAACACAGAUCUUCAGACACCUUCAGUCUUUCAAGCUUUUGUUGGCCAAAGCGUUUUUAGUGCUGCAGUGCCAUUUGGUGGUUUCACAAUGUCCUCAGCAAUUGGCAGCAGAACGGCUCCACGACUGAGACUUCAUCAGCGGAGGAGGCGGCGGUAGCGCCGCAUCUGUCCACACUAACACGUUAAGCUAUAUUUAAAUGUAACUGACAAUUAUAACUUAUAUGUUUAAGGAUGUUUCUUAUUUAAAAAAAAAUCAUAAAAAUUAGUAAGAUAAUUUACUAUAUACAAAUAAAAGUAUUACAGACACCAGAUUUAUAAGUGUUUCUAUUUAAAAACAAAAUGUAAAUAGAGGAACAAAAAACAGGAAGCGAACAAGUUUUAAGAGAGCCUGUAUCAUUCUGUUUAAAAAAUGAUUGUAAAGUAUUUAUCUACAGUAGAAAUGUGACUGUACGUGCUAUGACUUAAUUUGAAUGAUGUGCAGAAGUUAACAAAUGUAAUGCAAAACUAAUCAUAGCUUUAUUGUUUGUGGUUUGAUUACACCAAGUUGUAUUUAUGAAGCUUUGUGUUAAGUGCUUUAAUGUUUACAAAUUAAUGUUUUUGUUUUUUAAAUAACCGCAAUGCCAAGUGCAAAUUUUUCAUAACAUGAAAAAUAAAGUGUGUUUGCAAAUG